AAGGCCUGGCUACCCCUUUUAUUGAAACUCACAAACUUCCCUUGCUAAAAAUAGAAACGUAGUAUAAGCACCUUGUGCAAGGUCCUUGAUGUUUAGAAUGACGACGAUUGCCUAGAAUUUCACGCAGAACAAAUCGUUCAAAGAUGACCAGUGUAUACGUUUUCUUUUUCCUCUAUCUUGUUAUCACUGUAUCGACCACAGCGGGCUCUAAUAAUACGUUUUACAAACACAAUAUUACUUGUGAUGACUACGCAUCUUGUAACUUGACGAAAAUUCUUCAGGAGCUGAACAACGAUACACGUAUCAGUCUGACAUCGGGGAAAUACUACCUUAGAAAGAAUAUCGACCUAUCAAGCAUUCACCAUGUCUUAAUCUCUGGGCCAUCCAAAAACUCGGUAUUCAUUGAGUGCAGCGGUGAUGACAUUGGAAUAUCUUUCUUUCGAAGCAGCAGCGUAACAAUCAAAGGACUAACGAUAUCAAAAUGCGGAGCGCCACACAUGGGUACAUCGCUUUAUAACUUCACCUUCCUCGCUGUUUUACAUUUCGUUUACACUCGAGAUAUUGAAUUUUAUGAUGUUUCUGUGUCAUAUAAUUCCGCGCUUGGGGUGAAUCUGUACGAUGUUGGUGGAAAGGUCAAGUUCUCUGCGUCGGAAUUCACAUCGAACAAAGUGGUACCAGAUAAAGACAUGUCGGUGCCACUUGGUCCAACACGUUGGGCAGGCGGAGGGAUCUAUGUGCAAUUUACAUACUGUGGAUCAAUGUAUGGUAACGGGUGCAAUGACAGCGAUGAUAUAGAACACCAGAAAUAUAUUCAUCACAAUAACUAUGUCUUUCAAGAUUGCAUAUUUUCCAGCAAUUAUGCACCAGAACCACCACAAUUACCAGAUAUUAAGAACACGGACUUUCUGCCACCACAGAAAACAGACCACAUGUCUUUAGGUAGAGGAGGAGGUGUGUCACUGUACCUUAGAGGCAACGCUAGUCAUAAUAGCUUUUUGGUUGACAACUGUUCCUUUAUCGAUAAUUAUGCUAUUUGGGGUGGAGGGUUCUUCACAGAAAUUGUCGAUUCUUGCUUCCAAAAUAAGGUCGUAAUAACCAAAAGUACUUUUACAGGAAACAAAGCUAAGUGGGCUGGAGGAGGGAUGAGGUAUGGUCUAAUCCAAGUGUUCUCCAACAUGCAACCAUUUAACAAUGGUACAUUCAUGAAUACUACAUUUGAACAAAACUCGGCUGUAUGGGGAGGCGCCACAUCAGUGUACGCAACAGAAGAACCUUUAACAAUAGACAGCAGAGCAAGCAGCCAGAUCCAUUUCUCUGGUUGUACCUGGAUAAACAAUACUGCUUCGAAUGGUGCUGCAGUUGGAGGUGCUUCCUGGAAAAUACUCAGUGCUGGUGGUGUUGUUGUUCCAGUAUUUAAGGACACCCUCUUUAGAAAUAACCACAUAUUUGACUACAAAUCAGAAAAUCUAAAUACUUCUUCAAACUUUUCCUACUCUGUGAUUAAAGGUCAAGGAACAAUUUGUACCAAUGCAAUGCCAUUCUAUUUUGAGGGUAAAAAUCAGUUUCUUGAUAAUGUUGGAACAGUGUUUUUGAUGAUAGAUGCAGUCUUGACUGCUGCAGCAGGUUCCAUGGAAUUUAUCAGAAAUCAAGGGCAUGAUGGGGGAGGUAUCUCGCUUCUAGGACAGUCUUGGAUUAAUGUCAAUCCUGGAUCCAAUUUCUUGUUUUCAAAGAAUACAGCUCUCAGAGGAGCAGGUAUCUUUGUGCAAAAUCCUGGCACCCCCAACAGAGUGGCAUCAAAAAAUUGCUUCAUUACAUAUAAUGCCCCAACCACCUUAGAGACCCUUGUAUCUCCAGACAAAUGGAAAACUUUCUUCAACUUCUCAAACAAUAAUGCUUCAGUUUCAGGGCAUUCUAUUUAUUCCUCAACCUUAAAAUAUUGUGGAUGGUACAUGGAGGUUUAUGGAUUCCAUGACAAACAGCUGUUCAACUGGUCUAAUUUUGUCUACGAGAAUGUAUCGCCUCUUGUUGGCAAUGAAAUAGCAACAGACCCAGUCCAGAUAUCUUUGAACAAAGAAGACUGGGUUGACAUGUCACCUAGUGAUAUAACCAACCCAGCUGUUAGACUAGUAGAUGAACGCAAUCAGGCCAUACCAGGUAUUGUCAACAUCAAAAUCCAAAAUACCAACAUUUCCAACGCCCAAGUAGACGUGAGUUCUGGCCCGUUUUUUCCCGCCAAAGAAAACAUCUACUCCUUCAAGCUUAGCGGGAAAGAGAACGUCCCCUUUUCCCUGUCCAUACAGACAGUCACUGGUCGCAUUGUCAAGGCAAUUAUUCCUGAAGUGACACUUAAGGACUGUAGACCAGGAUACCGCCUUCAAGAAAACUCCAAAUGCGUGUGUCUCAGAUCUCCACAAGACUCCACCGUCGACAGCGGUAUUACUCGUUGCCAGGGAGACCGUCAUGUGUUCAUCCGCAAAGGUUUAUGGGCAGGUACCAUUGAUGGUACGUCAGAAACAUUCACAACAAGUACUUGCCCCGCGAUGUACUGCAACUACCGCUGUCCACCAAAUAUGUUUUGUGCACCUCAUGAGUAUCUAUACUUGGAAGAUGCUGACAGACAGUGUGACGGGCAUCGCACCGGGGUCCUAUGCGGCAAAUGUCGCCCAGGUUACAGUGUUGUCCUGGGCAGUGAUGAUUGUAAGGUGUGUCCAGAAGGAUACGCUUGGAUUGGAUAUUUCUCUCUCUUUCUCAUUGCCGGUACUUUGGUGGUGAUAGCCGUUCUUCUGCUCAAUGUUGAUAUUUCUACAGGACAGUAUACUGGUUGCUUGUUCUUCUAUCAAGUGGUUUUGCUUUUGGUACGAGAUGGUUUUGAACCUGAUCCUAUAUUGAGCUUUCUCAUUGGCCUGGCUAACGCCCAAGUUGGUCUUGGUGCUUGUAUGUGGAAUGGAAUGACAGAUCUGCAGAAGCUGGGCUUAACCUACGUCCUUCCUGCUUACAUCCUCUUCCUCUGUAUCGUCGUUAUCUUCUUAUCUAGGUUCCCUAGCUGUGUCUUCUCUCGCCGCUCAGCCCUCCGUGCCUUUACAACACUCUUCCUCGUCUCGUACACCACGUUUACCUCAGUUUCCCUUGAGCUUCUACAUUUCACGACUCUACACGGCAAAAACGUGCUCUACAAAAGUGGUGAAGUUGAAUACUUCAAAGGUGAACACGUUGGGUACGGAAUACUCGCCAUCAUUGUCUGUGUCGUAAUCGUGUUUCCUUUCCCCUUAUGUCUUUGUUUGGUGCAGCCUCUUUCAUAUCUCAAACCAGGUCUCGGAGGUGGAAAGCUAAAACCAUUUCUAGACAUCUUCCAGUAUUGCUAUCAAAUUCGCUACCGUUGGUUUUCAGGUGUCUAUUAUCUUGCUCGUAUAGUUCUACUUCUGAUUUAUACCUUUACCUCGGAUUCAACUCUCAUGCACAGCCUUCUCUGUCUUUCCUGUAUCGUGUUACUAACGCUCCAAACAAACAUCCGUCCUUAUGGAUCCACAAAUCGUGACAAAGAACCACCCAACAGGGGAACAUGGCUCAACCUAUUAGAUUCUCUGAUUCUGAUGGAUCUCGCUCUUAUUGCUUUAUUGGGCUCUUUCUCUGCGUCCAGUGAAAGUGCAUUGACAUUGAUAGACUCGGGUGGAUACUCCGUUGCAGAUUAUUUAUGCAUUUUCUUAAUGUGGCUUCCAGCUCCUUACUUUAUUGGGGUCAUUGGUCUGAACUUGUACCUUGGUGCCAAGAAAAAACUUGAAAGAAUCCAGAGAUCUUCCCUCAGGAAUUCCAGUCCACUGACGGAAACGUCCGGCGAUCCAACUUCUGUUUCAUGAGAGAAUUCGAAAGCCUGUAAAGACUCCUUGAAAGGACUGAGCAAAUGUUUUUUUUUUUAAUAUUUAUGUUUUUGCAACGAAAAAUGUAACGAGAAUUUUUAAUUGCUCGUAACAACUAAAUUAGCCCGCAGUUUAAUUAACUCUAUCCUGCUAGCAGAGGUGUUUUUCUGCCCACCGUCUGCCGUUUGCCAGAGAGGAAGAAAAAACAACCUCUACUCGCAGCUAAUUAACUCUGCCUUAUAUGCUAAGCCUUUUAUUAAUUCAAUGAUAACGAAUGUCCAUGAUAUCCUAUUUUAAAACGGUGAUCACUGUAUUUCUAAGGGGAAAAAAUUAAAUUUAAUAAAUGAAAGCUUUAAAAGAUGGAUAAUAUAAAGCAGUUUCUUAAAUCUAGUAAUGAUAGAAUACAGAUCAUGAUUUCUUAAUAAUUGGGUCGUUUGUUGAAAACGUAGACAUAUUAACGGAAGGCGUUUAUCUGUGUCGUGUUUUUUUUCUUUUUUCUUUUUUAAUAUAAUGGGAGUGACUGCUUAAUAAAAUAAAUUUGAUGAUGCUGUGUCUUAUUUCGUAUGAACGCUAAUGGCUUAUGACAGACGCUUCGUUUCCGAUACCUUCGCAAGAUAAAAGCAUGAACAAUAACGGUACAUCUCGCAUGCACUCCAAGUAAUUGAUCAGCAAGACCACAUUCUGUACCUUGGGCAGAAAUAUAUAACGGUUUUGAGGUGCUUUGCAGUUUCCUCUGUAAUAAACGUAACUCUAGCGCUUA
Molecule: messenger RNA, 4614 nt
Organism: Actinia tenebrosa (Australian red waratah sea anemone)
Lineage: Eukaryota; Metazoa; Cnidaria; Anthozoa; Actiniaria; Actiniidae
Source: RefSeq, a predicted model, not a curated record